AUGGAUCGCUGGUGUAGGAUUGUUCCCUUCAUGGUUCUGGCCUUCCAGUCCUUGAUAGCAACGACGACAGCACAGAAUCCGAUACCACCGACAGCAGCACCGGCGAGUGAUGGUGAAGUGAUUGGUUAUGCCAAAGACGGCUCCACCUCGAUGAUGAGAAAACGUUUGGGUUCUGCUACACCGACAGAGAAGGAUAUCACCAAGUUCACACAUCAUGCCGUGGAAGCACCAUUUACUACACCGGGUGAGAAACCAACGGACUGGUCGGUUCCUUCUGCAACCUCAACAGAUGAUAGCGAUGACACGAGGUCAAGCGGAAUAGAAAGGGGUGGGCCUAGCCCAGGUGUUAUUGCAGGCGCGGUGGUCGGAGCCCUCGCUGGCAUCGCUCUGAUUGCCUGUGCCCUGAUAAUCGGUUUCCGCAUGGGAAGACGGCAUCCCCAGCUGGACAACCAAGAGUCGGGGUCGAAGAAGAGCUUCAGGAACACCAUCAGUUCCUUUCCACGACCAGCCAUCGCACGGAGUCGCCCCAAUGACAAUGGAACCCCGGAAAGGGACCUGCAGAACGACGUUUCCGUCCUUCAGGUGAAUUUCUCAGAUGACGCAACUGCGAAGAGGGCAUCCAAGCUGCCGAGUCCAGCACAGAGUCCGGUCAGCCAAGUGCAAAGCAUUCCACCACCCAUCAGCCCCCAGCCCUACUCUACAACUGCGGCCGAGAGUCACAGGGUGGAACUCCCAACUGGGAUCGAGUCUCAGGGCUGGGCUAGGUCGGACGCACAUCCAUUGCCGUAUGAGGUUGAUGCGCAGCCGCAGGCGCAUGAGGUUGACGGAGCGCCGAACACUAGGGCAUCGUCACCAUGA
This is a messenger RNA of Fusarium vanettenii 77-13-4, 858 nucleotides long. RefSeq lists its product as uncharacterized. The coding region runs from base 1 to 858 and encodes 285 amino acids. Lineage: Eukaryota; Fungi; Ascomycota; Sordariomycetes; Hypocreales; Nectriaceae. The record is from RefSeq and is a predicted model, not a curated record. The transcript has 4 exons.